Messenger RNA from Solanum lycopersicum (tomato), 1041 nucleotides. RefSeq lists its product as uncharacterized. The record is from RefSeq and is a predicted model, not a curated record. Lineage: Eukaryota; Viridiplantae; Streptophyta; Magnoliopsida; Solanales; Solanaceae.
AUGGGUGGGCGUAAGAGAUCGAUGGGAGAGCUUUGGAGAAGAGCUAGUGAUAGUGAUGAUUUGCCUAAUGCUGAGGAAUCAGGAGAUAAUGUUCCAUUUGAGGCAUCAUCUAGUGAUGAUGAUUUUUUGACUCUUAAUCGAUUGCCAAGACCAAUGUCCAUGAGCCCGUUUCGUAAUCAUGAAAUUCCUUAUCUUGAUCAUCUCCCGGAUGGUUCAAAUAUCUUUGGUGAUACAUAUGAUGAGUAUACAUCUCAACGUACGUGGCAUAAACCACAAGAUUUCAUGAAUGGUGCUAUUUAUAUUGAAAAAAGCAUGUUAUUCAAUUCAAAAAAGCAGUUGCAAAGAGCAGUUAAACUUCUACAUUUGAAAGUAGCAAGGGAGUACUUUUUGAAAGAUACAUUGAAGAACAUACAUGUGAUAUGGGUACAUGUCGCAGAAGGACAUUUCAACUUGGAUGUUGAGAUGAUUGCUAACGUCAUCCGUGUUGAUAUAGAAAGAACGCCAAGGUUUCCCAUCAAAGACUGUCAAACAGUCGUUCUUAAAGCAUAUGACAUUUCGACAAGUAGAAGAAAAGCUUAUCUUGGUUGCAAGCGGGCUUUUGAAAAAUUCUAUGGUACUUGGAAGGGUUCUUUUGUCGAGUUACCGAGGUUCAUGGAAGCUUUGAAACACUUCAAUUCUGGAACAAUAGUAGAAUGGAAAACAGAGCGGCGUGUCGAUGUCAUUGAAGAUGUAUUCAACUAUGUGUUUUGGGCUUUUAAACCAUGCAUUGAUGGGUUUGUGCAUUGUCGUCCUGUUAUAUCGAUCGAUGGAACACAUGUCUAUGGAAAAUAUGAUAUCACGUUGUUGAUUGCGAUUAUAAUAGAUGGUAAUGGCUCUAUAUUACCUUUGGCAUUUGCAAUAGUUGCAAAUGAGAGCAUAGAGACAUGGACUUUAUUUUUGGAUCAUUUGCACUUGCACGUUGUCAAGGGUCGUAGAGGGGUCACAUUUAUAUCAAAUAGGCAUCACGGAAUACUCUCAUCCGUGUAUAAUUCUCCGAAAUAG